Molecule: messenger RNA, 4183 nt
Organism: Camelus dromedarius (Arabian camel)
Lineage: Eukaryota; Metazoa; Chordata; Mammalia; Artiodactyla; Camelidae
Gene: PDZD7
Product: PDZ domain containing 7
Exons: 17
Coding region: 302-3247 (981 amino acids)
Biological process (GO): sensory perception of sound; auditory receptor cell stereocilium organization
Cellular component (GO): cilium; plasma membrane; stereocilium tip
Molecular function (GO): protein binding
Source: RefSeq, a predicted model, not a curated record
CCGUGGGCGCUCUUCCUGCUCUGCCCAGGUGGCAUUCCCUCACUGAGGCCUCAGAGGUGACCGUAGAGGACUGGCGAUUCCAUGAGCCCUGGAGGCCUGGAGAAGACGCUUUUUCGGGAUCCCCUGCACUGAACCGGUCUGGAGCACACACCCCUGAGAAGCAGCGGAGGUGGGGGGCUCCCGGUCCCUGAGAACCCUGUCUGCACAGAAUGCUGAUGGAGCUGGGGGCAUGCGGGGCCCUCCUCUCAAGGGAUAGCAGGUUCCUUCUGGACCUAUAGGGCGCCGCCCCAGUCUAGCCACCAUGGCGCAUGGUUUCGCAGUAGGCUUCGACCCACUGGGACUCGGAGACCUGAGCUCCGGCUCUCUGAGCUCCCUCUCCUCCCGAGGCCACCUGGGCAGCGAGUCGGGCUCGGCAACGCGAUACCUGCUGAGGAAGCAACAGCGGCUGCUGAAUGGGCCCCGCCACGGAAUUCGAGCCUCAUCGCCCAUGGGCCGCGUCAUCCUCAUCAACUCCCCCAUCGAAGCCAACAGUGACGAAAGCGACAUCAUCCACGCAGUCCGAGUGGAGAAGAGUCCAGCCGGGAGGCUGGGGUUCAGUGUGCGGGGAGGCUCUGAGCACGGCCUGGGCAUCUUCGUCAGCAAAGUGGAGGAGGGGAGCAGUGCAGAGCGGGCUGGCCUGUGUGUAGGGGACAAGAUCACAGAGGUGAACGGACUGAGCCUGGAGAGCACCACGAUGGGCAGUGCCGUGAAGGUGCUGACGGGCAGCAGCCGCCUGCAUAUGAUGGUGAGGCGCAUGGGCCGUGUGCCGGGCAUCAAAUUCUCCAAGGAGAAGACCACGUGGGUGGAUGUGGUCAAUCGACGGCUGGUCGUGGAAAAGUGCAGCUCAACACUGUCCAACAGCAGCUCAGAGGAUGGUGUGCAGCGCAUCAUCCACCUCUACACGACCUCUGACGACUUCUGCCUGGGCUUCAACAUCCGUGGGGGCAAGGAGUUUGGCCUGGGCAUCUAUGUGUCCAAGGUGGAUCACGGUGGACUGGCCGAGGAGAACGGCAUCAAGGUGGGGGACCAGGUCCUGGCGGCCAAUGGUGUCAGGUUUGACGACAUCAGCCACAGCCAGGCCGUAGAGGUGCUGAAGGGCCAAACACACAUCAUGUUGACCAUCAAGGAGACUGGCCGGUAUCCUGCCUACAAGGAGAUGGUUUCUGAGUACUGUUGGCUGGAUCGACUGAACAACGGGGUGCUGCAGCAGCUGUCCCCCGCCUCUGAGAGCAGCUCCAGCGUCUCCUCAUUCGCCUCCAGUGCCCCCUACAGCUCUGCCGAGGGCUCAGGCUCCCUGCCCUUGGACCGCAUGGAUGUCUGCCUGGGGCCUGAGGGGCCAGGCAGCCAGGGUCCAGGCUGGGGGCGGGCAGACACAGCCAUGCAGACCGAGCCCGACGUGGGGGGCCGUGUGGAGACCUGGUGCAGCGUGCGGCCCACAGUCAUCCUCAGGGACACAGCCAUCCGCUCUGACGGCCCCCUGCCUACCCGCCGCCUGAACUCUGCACACUCUGAGUCCCCCAAAACUGCUCUGCUACUGGCCCUCAGCCGACCCCGGCCCCCCAUCACACGCUCACAGAGCCACCUGACCUUGUGGGAGGAGAAGAAGCAACGGAGGAAGGAGAAGUCGGGGUCCCCUGGGGAUAAGGGGGCCCUGCAGCGCUCCAAGACCCUGAUGAACCUCUUCUUCAAAGGAGGGUGGCAGGGGCACCUGUCAGGGGAUGGGCGCAGAGAGGCCUGGACGCUGGACAGCGGGAGCCCCACUAAGCCCCGCCCCCGCCUGGACCUGGAGAAAGCAGGGGGAGUGGGACCUGUGCAGAAGUUUGUCACCUGGAGACUGAGACGCGACCGGGAGAGGGGCCAGGCCCUGCUUUCUGCCAGGUCUGGGAGCCCCUCUAGCCAGCUUCCCAGUGUGGAUGAGCGGGUACAAGCCUGGGAGAGCCGCCGGCCUCUGAUUCAGGACCUGGCCCGAAGGCUGCUUACUGACGACGAGGUGCUGGCGGUCACCCGCCACUGUUCCCGGUACGUGCAUGAGGGCGGUGUGGAGGACCUGGUGAGGCCCCUGCUGGCCAUUCUGGACAGGCCUGCAAAGCUGCUGCUGCUGAGGGACAUCAGGAGUGUGGUGGCCCCCACGGACCUGGGCCGCUUCGACAGCAUGGUGAUGCCUGUGGAGCUGGAGGCUUUUGAGGCCCUCAAGAGCCGCACAGUACGGCCUCCUGCCUUGCGACCAGCCCGCCAGGACACACCGCCUAAGCGUCACCUCAUCACCCCUGUGCCUGACAGUCGUGGAGGCUUCUACCUGCUUCCUGCAAACGGCUUCUUGGAGGAGGAAGAUGAUGGGGAGCUGAGGGAGCGGCUGGGAGUCCUCCAGAUCUCCCUGGGUGCCUCUGCCCCCCACCACCCUCAUAAAGGCGUCCCCCCUCUCCAAGAUGUGCCAGUAAAUGCUUUUGCCCCACACCGAAGCACCUGCACACCCCCUCCCCAGCCACCCCCCAUUGCUCCCCAGCCCCCGAGGCCUAACUGGCUGCUGACAGAACCCUUGACCCUCGAGGACCCUCAGCAGAACUGGAGCCAGGGCCCAAGCCAGAGCCGGAGCCGCAGCUGCAGCCGCAGCCGCAGCCGCAGCCGCAGCCAGGGCAGAGGCAAGUCCCCUGGACGCGGGCGUUCCCCAUCCCCGGCGCCUGCCUCCACUCCCAGCAUGGCCAAUGGGCGCUGCCACAAGCCUCGGAAAACCAGGCCCCCUCUGCCACGACCUGUGGAUGGGCAUGUGGCCAAGGCAGGGGGCAGGCAAGGGCCCUCUGAGAAUGGAACUGCGGGGACAGCCGAGAAGGCAGCCACGAAGGCCCCUAGUGGGGAGCUGAGGACCGUCACACUGUCCAAGAUGAAACAGUCCUUGGGCAUCAGCAUUUCUGGGGGCAUUGAGUCCAAGGUGCAGCCCAUGGUGAAGAUAGAAAAGAUCUUUCCUGGGGGCGCCGCCUUCCUCAGUGGGGCCCUUCAGGCUGGCUUCGAGCUUGUGGCCGUGGAUGGAGAGAGCCUGGAGCAGGUGACCCACCAGCGGGCAGUAGACACUAUCCGCCGGGCUUACCGCAACAAGGCUCAGGAGCCCAUGGAGCUUGUGGUCAGGGUCCCCAGGCCUGAGCCACUACCCUUACCCCCUGCCUCAAACCUCACUGAUCAGCAGCUUCCUGCUGACCAUUCCCCAGCACGCUGACCCCUUGAUGGUACUCCAGUUGCCUCCCACUGGCUCCCAGAACCUCCCAUUAAUGCCCUUCCCAUCCAUACCCAGAGCCCUCCCACCGCCAGACUUCUCCAGCUGACCCCUAGCCCAGUCCUCUCCAGUCCUCCUGAUUCUAAUCCCAGACUCUUCCCAGCUAUUCCUUAACUCUUCCCACUCACCCCAGAGAAUCCUCCUGCCAUCCUUUACUAACCUCCUCAGGACUCAGGAACCUCCCACUCCUGCUUGCCUUGCCUACUCCCCAAGCUCCACACUGGUGGCUCAGAUCCCCUGCCCCCACCUUCCUCCCUCCCCAGUUGUCACUAAGGCUCUGCCCAUUCCAGAUAAACUUGGUGUCAAGGACAAGGUGCUACUGGGCAGCCUGUGACACCCACCCACUGCCCCUAACCUCCCAAGAAAGGAACAGGGUGGAGACACCCAAGGUCUGGAGCUUGAGAUUGGUGUGCAAUUUCUCCUGAUUCCCCCAAGCAGUGAGGGACAGGGACUCUCAGAUGGGGCCCUCAAGGGGUCACUGCACCCAACCCCAAGCCCCAAGCCCCAAGCAGCACAAGGGACAGUAUGGGAGGCUUAUCUAGUUUCUCAAACUCCAAGAGACCAUUAUGUUGUGGUCCACUAGGACCUCAGACUUUCUACUGGGUUUAUCCUUCCCCCAACACCUUUUCUCCCCUUAAGAUCUCUACGAGGGUUAGGGAUAUAGCCAGCAAAUAAAGAGGGUGUGAAGGGUCACACAAGUUCCCAUAAUCUUGAUCCAGCACAUUCAUCUUUUUUUAAAAACAAGAUUUUUUAAUUUUGUCUUUGGGUUUGUACAAGAAAUUUACAAUGUGAAAAAUAUACAAGUGAAAACGAGGCCAUAAACCUGGGUGUGGGAAGGGGCCACUUGGUCACAAACACAAAUAAACGAGACAUUUCUGA